Messenger RNA from Closterium sp. Yama58-4, 1899 nucleotides. NCBI's taxonomy places the organism in Eukaryota, Viridiplantae, Streptophyta, Zygnematophyceae, Desmidiales, Closteriaceae. The record is from the annotation of a GenBank genome assembly.
AUGCCAAAGAUCUCGCCGAUCAAGCAGCUGACGGACGCUCACGAUGAUGGCAUCUGGGCCGCCGCGUGGGCGCCGCCGACGGACGCGCGGCCGCAGGCGGUGCUGCUGACGGGAUCCGUGGACGAGUCGGUGCGCGUGUGGGCCGGCGACGAUCUCACGGCCGUGCGAUCCAACAGCGGCCACACGCUGGGAGUGGUGGCCAUAGCAGCGUGCCCCACCAGCGGCAGAGCAGCGGCGUCCGCCCUGGAUUGCAUGGUGAGGGUGUUUGACGUGGACUCCAACGCCACCAUCGCCACACUCGAAGCCCCGCCUGCUGAGACCUGGCACCUCGCCUUCCACCCCCAGGUGCGCCCUUCCACCCCCAGGUGCGCCCUUCCACCCCCAGGUGCGCCCUUCCACCCCCAGGUGCGCCCUUCCACCCCCAGGUGCGCCCUUCCACCCCCAGGUGCGCCCUUCCACCCCCAGGUGCGCCCUUCCACCCCCAGGUGCGCCCUUCCACCCCCAGGUGCGCCCUUCCACCCCCAGGUGCGCCCUUCCACCCCCAGGUGCGCCCUUCCUCCCCCAGGUGCGCCCUUCCACCCCCAGGUGCUCCCUUCCACCCCCAGGUGCGCCCUUCCACCCCCAGGUGCGCCCUUCCACCCCCAGGUGCGCCCUUCCACCCCCAGGUGCGCCCUUCCACCCCCAGGUGCGCCCUUCCACCCCCAGGUGCGCCCUUCCACCCCCAGGUGCGCCCUUCCACCCCCAGGUGCGCCCUUCCACCCCCAGGUGCGCCCUUCCACCCCCAGGUGCGCCCUUCCACCCCCAGGUGCGCCCUUCCACCCCCAGGUGCGCCCUUCCACCCCCAGGUGCGCCCUUCCACCCCCAGGUGCGCCCUUCCACCCCCAGGUGCGCCCUUCCACCCCCAGGUGCGCCCUUCCACCCCCAGGUGCGCCCUUCCACCCCCAGGUGCGCCCUUCCACCCCCAGGUGCGCCCUUCCACCCCCAGGUGCGCCCUUCCACCCCCAGGUGCGCCCUUCCACCCCCAGGUGCGCCCUUUCACCCCCAGGUGCGCCCUUCCACCCCCAGGUGCGUCCUUUCACCCCCAGCCCUGCCCUUUUCUCGUCCCUUCACUCGUCUGAUCCCUCCUCUGCUCUCGCCCCUCAAAUCCUCUCAUCCCUCCCCUCCUCCCAUCCCCUCCCCUUCUCAUCUCUUCCCUCCUCUCAUCCCUCCUCUCCCCCUUACAUCCCUCGCAGGGCAGUUUUCUCGCAGUGGCGGGCGGCAGCAGCCAGGCUGUCAAGCUAUGGAGCACUGCCACGUGGCAGGAGGCCACCACUCUCGACCUGCCAGCUGGACCCGCAGCCCCAGCCACCGCCGGCGGCAGUGGCAGCAGCAGCAGCAGCAGCAGCAACGACACUGGCCGGGCGAUUUGUCUUGUCUGUGGCGUGGAGCGUGGACGGCAAACGGCUGGCGUGUAGCAGCAUGGACGGCACUGUAGCGGUGUUUGACACGUCAGCAUCGCCCUUCCGGUUCCUGCAUUUCCUGGAAGGUCACCACCUGCCUGUUCGCUCCCUCGCCUUCUCACCCAUCGACCCGCGCAUUCUCGUCACUGCGAGUGACGACCGCCACACGCACGUGUAUGACGUGGAGGGCAGGCAGCUCAUAGCAGCGCUCUCAGGCCACACCAGCUGGGUGCUCUCUGCUGACUGUAGCCCUGAUGGUGCCACCAUCGCCACAGGCUCCAGUGAUCGCACGGUGAGGCUGUGGGACAUGCGGCAACGAGCAGCCCUGCAGGCAGCCAAGGAGCACAAGGAUCAGGUGUGGGGGGUGGCGUUCCGGCCCCCUGGGGGAGAAGGGGUGAGGGCGGGCCGGUUGGCAAGUGUAUCUGAUGAUAAGUCCAUCUCCUUGUACGACUAUUCGUGA